Messenger RNA from Mya arenaria, 716 nucleotides. RefSeq lists its product as uncharacterized. The record is from RefSeq and is a predicted model, not a curated record. Bases 59 to 454 code for a protein of 131 amino acids. The transcript has 4 exons. NCBI's taxonomy places the organism in Eukaryota, Metazoa, Mollusca, Bivalvia, Myida, Myidae.
CGAAAUUUCUGCAAGAAAAUAAACACGAAUCGAAAGUUGAAAUUCCAUUCAUAAGGUCAUGUCCUCAUCGGAAUCUGAUUCAGCAAAUGAAUACCAUUUGAGAAGCUCACAAGACUUGUUCUUGGAUAGUCCCAUUUCUGUGAAACGCCUAAGGCAAAGACUUAACACACCUGAGCCCGAGGAAGCAUGUGAUGUUAUUGUAAUAAGUUCUGACUCGGACACUGAGACACAGCCCCCUGAAACCGACAAUUUUGAACGUUCAUCCUGUUCCAGCAAACAUAAAUCAGCAUCUUCUGAUUUGAGUCUGGACUUUGGUGAGUCUGAAACUGAUCAACCAGUUCCGAAGCGCCCACAUAGAGUACGGGAACCCAGGAAGCCUCUCAAACAGCCGCCAAGCAGGCCUGUGUUACCGAGACUGUCAAUUUCUACUCCAUCCUCCAGCAGGACCUUCUGAGGCACACAGAAUCACCAUUGGACACCCCAUCCACAUCAAAGCAGUAAAGGAGAAAACUGACCAUCGGGAGUGUCGCCACAGGGCUGAAUUGUGAUUAUUUUUCACUAUAUUUAAGUGCAUAUAGACUAAUUUUUAGAAGAUUUGUGUUGUGUUUGGUUAAUAUCAUGUUAUAUUCUUGUUAUAUAUUGCGAAAAAUGCAAGAAAGUAUAGCUGUGUUUGUUUGCUAGAUAAAAAAAGACCUGGAACCGUUUUUUGGAGUCAU